This is a messenger RNA of Apus apus (common swift), 4866 nucleotides long. It is a transcript of the gene TLE3, whose product is annotated as TLE family member 3, transcriptional corepressor. The coding region runs from base 255 to 2594 and encodes 779 amino acids. The transcript has 21 exons. Gene Ontology annotation, biological process: regulation of DNA-templated transcription; negative regulation of canonical Wnt signaling pathway. The record is from RefSeq and is a predicted model, not a curated record. NCBI's taxonomy places the organism in Eukaryota, Metazoa, Chordata, Aves, Apodiformes, Apodidae. Gene Ontology annotation, cellular component: transcription regulator complex; nucleus. Gene Ontology annotation, molecular function: protein binding; transcription corepressor activity.
UCCCCAGGACCCCUCCCGGAGCGGUGCCAUGGCGUGUGGAGUUACGGCGAUACCGGCUGGACGGAACUGAACGGCCGCCCCCGGGGCGGGGGGAGCCGCGGCGGAGGCACCGCUCGCACUUCGCAUGUCCGCGGCGCCCGGGAAGUCGGAUGUUUCUCGGCCUCUCCGGGAGCGCUCCGGGCAGCAGCGCACGUCGUGAUCGCCGUAACGAGACACGGCGCGGUUGGCUCCAGUGACCGCGCCCCAACCCUGCCAUGUACCCCCAGGGCCGGCACCCGGCUCCGCACCAGCCGGGCCAGCCGGGCUUCAAAUUCACCGUGGCCGAAUCUUGCGAUCGGAUCAAGGACGAGUUCCAGUUCCUGCAAGCCCAGUACCACAGCUUGAAAGUGGAGUAUGAUAAGCUGGCGAACGAGAAGACAGAAAUGCAGCGCCAUUACGUUAUGUACUAUGAAAUGUCGUAUGGUUUGAAUAUUGAAAUGCACAAACAGACAGAAAUUGCUAAAAGACUGAAUACAAUUUUAGCCCAGAUCAUGCCUUUUCUGUCACAAGAGCACCAACAGCAAGUGGCACAGGCUGUUGAGCGUGCCAAGCAAGUGACAAUGACGGAGUUGAAUGCUAUCAUCGGGGUACGUGGACUUCCCAAUCUGCCUCUCACCCAGCAGCAGCUCCAGGCCCAGCACCUCUCCCACGCCGCCCACGGGCCCCCGGUCCAGCUGCCGCCACAUCCCUCGGGGCUCCAGCCUCCCGGCAUCCCGCCGGUCACCGGCAGCAGCUCGGGGCUGCUGGCCCUCGGCGCCCUGGGCAGCCAGGCACACCUCGCUGUCAAGGAUGAGAAGAACCAUCAUGACCUGGACCACAGAGAGCGAGACUCAAGUGCAAAUAACUCAGUUUCACCCUCGGAAAGCCUGCGGGCCAGCGAGAAGCACCGGAGCUCCACGGAGUAUAGCAUCGACUCCAAGAAGCGGAAAGCGGAGGAGAAGGACAGCAUGAGCAGAUAUGACAGCGAUGGUGACAAGAGUGAUGACCUGGUGGUCGAUGUCUCCAACGAGGACCCUGCCACCCCCCGGGUCAGCCCAGCCCACUCCCCCCCAGAGAACGGCAUCGACAAAGCCCGCGGGAUGAAGAAGGGGGACGCGCCCAACAGCCCAGCCUCGGUUGCCUCCUCCAGCAGCACUCCCUCCUCCAAGACUAAGGACCUGAGCCACAAUGACAAAUCAUCGACGCCCGGGCUGAAGUCAAACACUCCGACGCCAAGGAAUGACGCUCCGACCCCAGGGACAAGCAGCACCCCGGGGCUGCGGCCAAUGCCUGGCAAGCCAAGUGGCAUGGACCCCCUGGCCUCAGCCCUGCGGACGCCCAUCUCCAUCGCCGGCUCCUACCCGGGUCCCUUUGCCAUGAUGGGGCACCACGAGAUGAACGGCUCGCUCACCAGCCCCGGCGCCUACGCCGGCCUCCACAACAUCCCCCCCCAGAUGAGCGCCGCUGCCGCCGCCGCCGCUGCCUACGGCCGGUCACCAAUGGUGAGCUUUGGAGCUGUUGGUUUCGACCCGCACCCGCCCAUGAGAGCCCCUGGGCUGCCCUCCAGCCUGGCCUCCAUCCCAGGAGGGAAGCCAGCCUACUCCUUCCACGUGAGCGCUGACGGGCAGAUGCAGCCGGUCCCUUUUCCCCACGACGCCCUGGCUGGUCCCGGCAUCCCCCGGCACGCCCGGCAGAUCAACACGCUGAGCCACGGGGAGGUGGUGUGUGCUGUCACCAUCAGCAACCCCACCAGGCACGUCUACACCGGGGGCAAGGGCUGCGUGAAGAUCUGGGACAUCAGCCAGCCGGGCAGCAAGAGCCCCAUCUCCCAGCUGGACUGCCUGAACAGAGAUAACUACAUCCGCUCUUGCAAGCUCCUCCCCGACGGCCGCACGCUGAUCGUGGGGGGGGAGGCCAGCACGCUCACCAUCUGGGACCUGGCCUCCCCCACGCCCCGCAUCAAGGCCGAGCUCACCUCCUCUGCCCCCGCCUGCUACGCCCUGGCCAUCAGCCCCGACGCCAAAGUCUGCUUCUCCUGCUGCAGCGAUGGCAACAUCGCCGUCUGGGACCUGCACAACCAGACCCUCGUCAGGCAAUUCCAAGGCCACACAGACGGUGCCAGCUGCAUAGACAUCUCGCACGAUGGUACGAAGUUGUGGACGGGGGGUCUGGAUAACACGGUGCGCUCCUGGGACCUGCGGGAAGGGCGGCAGCUCCAGCAGCACGACUUCACCUCCCAGAUCUUCUCGCUGGGGUACUGCCCGACAGGCGAGUGGCUGGCAGUGGGCAUGGAGAGCAGCAACGUGGAAGUGCUACACCACACAAAGCCUGACAAGUACCAGCUGCACCUCCACGAGAGCUGUGUCCUCUCCCUCAAGUUCGCCUACUGUGGUAAAUGGUUUGUGAGUACUGGAAAAGACAACCUGCUCAACGCCUGGAGGACGCCCUACGGAGCGAGCAUCUUCCAGUCCAAGGAAUCCUCGUCUGUCUUAAGUUGUGACAUUUCAGCGGAUGACAAGUACAUCGUCACGGGCUCUGGUGACAAGAAAGCCACAGUCUACGAGGUCAUCUACUAACGGUGGAUUGUGUCGCAGGGCUGGCGGCUCCGGCACCGGCGGGACUGGGCUGCCCUGGGGGGCUGCCCUGGGGGGCCCCCGGGGCUCAGCCAAGGAGCAGCCAUCUCUGGCAGGGCUCUGCCUGCAAACACACACGGAUUUAUGUGGAGGUCUGCAAAUAUGGCACACAUUGGAGCCCUACACGGAGAUAUAUUUUUUUUUUUCCGGUUGGUUUUAGGGUUUUGGGGUUUAUUUUGAUUUUUUUUGUUUUGGUUUGGUUUUGGUUCUCUGGUUCUUUCCAUCUGCGCUUUGGUGGCACUAUAAAGGACUUCUUUUUUUAUUGUGACUUUUUUUUUUUUUUUGGUGCAUCCUGCAUAAGACUUGUGAAAAAUGUAAAUAAUGGACUAGUAAAUAGCAUUGGAAGGGUGGGGGACCCCUCCCGGUACACUAGUUGUGUAUUUUUCGUCUGCUGUAAUUGUAAUUCCACUGAUGGUUUUGGUGGUGGCAAUUUUUUUUUUUUUUUAAUUUUUUUUUUUAGUUGUUUUCAAAUAUUUUUUUUUUCCCCACCCCGAAGCGUCCGUGGGGACGUGACUUUGCCGUGCCCAGGCUGAGCAGAGGUGUCCACUGGUGAAAAGUUGUUCCUACUGUCGUACCCGUGCGUUGUUCGGUGUGUUAGUGAUGGUGGGGACGCUGCUGGGACCCCGGGGGGCUGGCUCGGAUCCUCGGCUACUGAUGGGACAUCAGCAACACAAUCACCUUUGUUUUGGUUUUUGUUUGUUUUUUUUUGUUUGUUUUUUUUCCUUUUUUUUUUAUAUAUAUAUGGAUUUUAUUAUUAUUUUCGUUUUGUUGUGCUCGUAUGUUUGAAGCAAAGGGGAAGCCCACGCUGCGGGAUCGUCUGCGCAAGCCCUUCUUGGUCUUCGGACAGAAGCAAUGAGGAGUGAUUUCAAAGAAAGCAUAGUAAAUUCAGCUCAGGGAGCCACGAAAGAUAAUAGCAACUUAUGUGUUUUGUAUUCAAAUGAAAGUAAAGAAAUUAGAAUUGAUAACCUUUAAAAUACAGUUUUUUUAAAAGCCAAGUUUGCUAACAAGUAGGGUUUGUGUGUGGUGGGGGGGGGGUGGGAAGGAAGGGGCUGGCUUUGGUAGGGUCCUGUGGGCUGUCUAUGGUCUUGUGUCUUCUGGUGUGUAGGUUCUGAUGAAGAAAACCCCCUCCCUUGCACAGGCCUGCAACUCAGCCUUUUGUACUACAGGGGAAAAGGAAAAAAAAAAAAAAAGACAAAAAAAAGACGUAAUGGGAAAUAAAAGUAUUUGUGUAGCAGAAGUGCUCACCCUGUAUUGUAGCAUAUGGAAGAGAAUUUUUAUACUACAUUUUUAUGGAUUUUUUUUUUUUUAAUCUGGUCAAAAAUGCUAAUAAUAAUGCUUUUUAGGGUUCAGGUGAGAACUGCCUGGUUUGCAAAGGUGAGUAGUAGAGACCGCGGAGAGGAGGAGGUGGUGGGUACCUGGCUGCUCUGGAAUGCAUGCUCAGCAUCGCAUCCCUCUGGGCCAGGUGGGGUUGGAAGGAGAGAUCUGGUGGGAAAUGAUGUUUUUUUUCCCCAUCAAAGUAAGAUUUUUGCCCUUUUCUGUUCAAAAGAAAACUUGCGGGCAUGUUGCAGGUAAGGGCUGUGGGCUCAGUGGGGCUCUUUGGUGCUUGCUGCCUUCAUGGAUGGACCUUGUGUGUAGGGAAAGUGGUUUGAAGGGUGGUUUGGCUCUGCAAAAUGACUGAAAAUGCUCCUCGUGCCAACAGCCCUGUGCUGGCACCUGCCCAGGGCUUUGGCACUGUCCUGUGUGUGGUUUGGGGCUUGGUCCCCAAGGUGGCGGGGGGGGGACAGCUCUGUCCCCUUGUGCACUCAGCCCGGGGUGCAGGCUCCAUCCCCGUGGCCUUUGGAGCAUCCUCCCCCCCCUUUGUGUUGAUGUCAGGGGGUGCUGGAAAGAGCUGGAUGGCUUUGAACUGCCCCCAGGGCAUACUCCCCCAGCAGUGAGGUCACCCCCAGGUUGUGUCCCCUGUGGUCACUGGUUUGCAAGUUGGUGCUUCAUUUUCCUUAAAAUAAUUAAAAAAAAAAAACCUAAAAGAAAAAAAAAAAGAGGACCUGCAUGUCCCGGAGGGUUGGAGUCAGAGCUCUCCACUUUACACCAAAGUAUGUAGCAGAAUAUGUACAGCUGUUAAUAACUACAACUGGUUUUUGUAAAAAAAAAAAAAAGAGCAAAAAAAGAAAAAAAAAAAGGAAAAAAAGAAUAAAAAAGUAAAUGUAAUGAAGCUCAA